Chrysochloris asiatica (Cape golden mole) is the source of this 1425-nucleotide messenger RNA. RefSeq names its product calcium-binding mitochondrial carrier protein SCaMC-1-like. Gene Ontology annotation, cellular component: mitochondrial inner membrane. The record is from RefSeq and is a predicted model, not a curated record. The transcript is spliced from 10 exons. Gene Ontology annotation, biological process: transmembrane transport. Lineage: Eukaryota; Metazoa; Chordata; Mammalia; Afrosoricida; Chrysochloridae. Gene Ontology annotation, molecular function: ATP transmembrane transporter activity; calcium ion binding. The coding region runs from base 1 to 1425 and encodes 474 amino acids.
AUGCUGUGCUGGCUGAAGGGUUUCGUGCUACCCCAGGCGGCCUGCCAGAACCGUUCCUACAGCCUUUACGAGGCUCUAUUUGAAGAGCUGGACCACAAUGGGGAUGGGGUGGUGGACAUCGUGGAACUUCAGCAGGGGCUGAAAGGCUUGGGUUCCUGGUUUUCCGUGGGCUCAGAGCAGGUAAUUUUAAAAGCUGGAGAUACCAACAAAGAUUCAGAAUUGGACUUUGAAGAAUUUACGCAGUACCUUAAAGACCAUGAGAAAAAAAUGAGGCUGGCAUUUAACAGUCUGGAUGCAAAUAAUGAUGGAGUAAUUGAAACUUCGGAAGUAAUUGGUGCUCUGAAAUCACUGGGUAUAAACGCUUCUGAAGCUCAGGCAAAAAAAAUUCUGCAAAGCAUUGAUAGUGAUGGAACUUUGACAGUGGACUGGGAUGAAUGGAGGAACUACUUUUUAUUGAAUCCUGCAUCAGAUAUGGAUGAUAUUAUUCAUUUCUGGAAGCGUUCUACUGUAAUUGACAUAGGAGAGAGUAUAGCUAUUCCAGAUGAAUUUUCUGAACAAGAAAAGCAGUCUGGAGAUUGGUGGAGGCGUUUGGUGGCAGGAGGAAUGUCUGGCGCGGUCUCACGAACAAGUACGGCUCCGUUUGACCGCUUGAAAGUCAUGAUGCAGGUUUAUAGCUCAGAGUCAAGGAGAAUGAGAUUGAUUGGUGGAUUCGAGCAGAUGGUAAAAGAAGGAGGAGUUAUUUCUCUUUGGAGAGGAAAUGGUGUAAAUGUUUUAAAAAUUGCACCAGAGACAGCACUCAAGUUUGGUGCCUAUGAACAGUUUAAGAAAUGGCUUAGUUUUGAUGGUGCUACAAUAGGAAAUCUUGAGAGAUUUAUAUCUGGUUCAUUGGCUGGCGUAACUGCACAGACUUGUGUAUAUCCAUUGGAGGUUCUAAAGACCAGAUUAGCUGUAAGUCAAACUGGGCAGUAUUCAGGAAUGCUUGAUUGUGGCAAGAAGCUUCUGAAACAAGAAGGUGUUAGAACCUUUUUUAAAGGUUAUACUCCAAAUGUGCUAGGCAUUAUACCUUAUUCAGGCAUAGAUCUUGCUGUUUAUGAGCUUUUGAAGAAUUAUUGGCUAGAACAUUAUGCAGAAGACUCUGUAGACCCUGGGAUAAUGAUUUUGUUGGGAUGUUGUACAUUAUCUAAUACUUGUGGUCAGUUGGCCAGCUUCCCUUUGAACCUAAUUAGAACUCGAAUGCAGACUCAAGCCCUGGUGAAAGGAGGACCAACACCUUCUAUGAUUCAUCUCAUUCAAGAAAUAUAUCACAAAGAUGGAAAAAGGGGAUUUUUCAGGGGUAUUACCCCAAAUCUCAUAAAGGUGCUUCCUGCAGCAGGCAUUGGUUGUGUAGCCUAUGAAAAAGUGAUACCCCACUUGGGAUUAACCUAG